AUGGAUGAUAAUGAACGUAAGAAAACAAUUGAUUCGUGGCAUAUACGUGCUGAUCCUUAUGAAAUAUUAAUUAAUAAUUAUGAAAUAUUUUCUAAUAUGGCUAUGGGUCUUAUUAAAUUUGUUGAAAAACAUCGAGAUAAAUAUGAUAAAGAUAUAAAUAUUAUUGAUUUAGCUGCUGGAACUGGUUUAGUAUCGAAAUUAUUAAUCGAAUAUCUUCAUAUAUCACCAUCAUCAUUAUAUCUUAUUGAACCAGCUGAAAGAAUGUUUUUACACGCAAAACAAAAUCUAAACAAUUCUCAUUUAUAUAAUGUCGCUGCUGAAGAUUGUCUUACAAUACCUGAUUUACCUCUUCAUUAUUUUGAUUUUAUUCUUUGUAAUGCUUCAAUGCAUUUAAUGUCUGAAAAUAAUAUUUAUCCUGUUAUAUCAAAAUUACUUAAACCUAAAAAAGGUUUUUUUCUUUAUACAAUAUGGUAUCAUUCAUUUGAUGAAACAGAACAUUAUAAAUGUGAUCAAAUUGAAACAUAUAUUAAUGAUGCCUUAACUUAUUUUAAUUAUCCAAAAUAUUUUAUAACAAUAAAUCGAAAAAAAUCAAUAACAACUCGAUCAAGAAAAUCUUUAGAAGAAACAGCAAAUAAAUCUGGACUUAAACUUGAAUCAUGUACAAUUGAUAUUCAUCGAUCGCCAUUAACUUUUGAUCUUGAUUUUAUGUUAAUGACACCAAAUUGGUUAAUUGAACAUUUAAAAACUAAUCAAUGGACACAAAAUGAUAAUAUUUAUUUAAUCAGAGAACGUAUUAUAGAAAAAAUUCGAGAGUUAAUUAAAGGAAAAUUUUCUGAAAUACCAGUUGUGCAAAUAAUUGUUUCAAAAAUUUAA
This is a messenger RNA of Rotaria sordida, 873 nucleotides long. NCBI's taxonomy places the organism in Eukaryota, Metazoa, Rotifera, Eurotatoria, Philodinida, Philodinidae. The record is from the annotation of a GenBank genome assembly.